UCUAGUCACAGUGUGACGCUUCGGCAGUUCGCAUGUUUCUACUUCCAGCUUUGAGGACCACGUAGUUAUCAAACAAAAUUGCUUGCAAUCCUGAAAUGGAGAAGGCACAACAACAACACAAAGAGGAAUUCUCAUUCUCAACGGAGGUUUCUCAGUUGGACGAGGCUAUCAAGCUCUUGGAUUCUUCUCUUUCUCUUAUCAAAUGGCGCCUCAAACCUUCAGCAAGAACUCGACUUCAUAUGGAUGUUCUUGCAUUAUGCACUGGAAUGAGACCAGUUAUAAUGGUAGACUAUGGGGGAAAGAUGCCUGAACUGCAAGAACGACUAUGUGCACUUCUCAAACUUUGUCAAAAGGAGUCUAGCAUUUUUGAACAUUUGAGAGUAAUGAUCAUAGAAGAUAUGAUAUAUUUGGUACACAUAAGAGGACUCGCUGAGCAUGUUCAGUCAAGCUUGAACUCAGAAUUACAGCUGCUAUUUGUGGACCUUGAACAAGAUCCUCUAAAGAUGAUAACUCAGCCUGAAAACAACCCUUUAGUGAUGCAGUUUCUAUCAGUUCAGAAGCUGUUCUCUGUGAUAUUUCCUAUGGACGGAAUUAAGAAUUAUUUCUCGUCAUGUCCCAGGACAGAUGAAGUGCUCGAUGUUAAUUCUCUUGUUAUGACUUUGCAAUCUUCAUAUUUUAUUGAUCUUAGUAGUUGCCUGCAAGAUACCCAGGUCACUGUGCCAACUUUAAAUGGAUGGCUUCUUGGGUAUCCAAUCGUAUAUGCAUUUGGCAAGGAGCAUAGUUCGGAGGCUAUUCGUAACCUCUCCACCAAGUCUCUUCGUAUUUUCAGAAUAUCUAUUAGUAGGAAUAGUUCAUCCACUAGGGGAUCUCAGAUGGAGGAAUUGUUGAGUUUCUCAGUGCCUUAUGGUUUAAGCAUGGGUGGGAGCAAUGAACAAUGGGCAAAAGCAUAUUUGGCUCAUAUGCAGAUGAAGUGGGAAAGGUGCAAGCAAGCUUGGAGGUCUCUGCAGAUGGAUGUGAGUGAAUGCAAGCCACAAGCCAUUGUGUUGUAAUUGCAUCUUCUUUUUAACAGAUAAAGAUUGAAAUCUAAAGAAACAAUAUAAUAGUUGUAGAAGUUUCUCCUUAACACCUCUCAAUUGAGAAUUUUAUUUUAAUAAUCUUUGGGAAUAUUAUAAAAUUCUUCAGGUUCAUCUCC
Molecule: messenger RNA, 1192 nt
Organism: Humulus lupulus (European hop)
Lineage: Eukaryota; Viridiplantae; Streptophyta; Magnoliopsida; Rosales; Cannabaceae
Exons: 7
Coding region: 96-1049 (317 amino acids)
Source: RefSeq, a predicted model, not a curated record